CUGCCGCCAUUUUAUUCGCUUGAGAAACCGUAAAAGGAUUAAGUCCAGUCCAGGAGCGUCGACCACUCUACAUGCACCAAACCGAUCAAACUUUAUUCCAGUCGGUAUAAACUGGUAAUUGUGAACGCUUUAUUUGUGACUAAACAUUUUAUUUAUUGAUUAAUUUACUUACUUUAUUAGUUAAGUGAAGCAGUCGUUCUAAAGUUAACAACGUGCUACCUGAAGUUAGCAACAUGCUAUUCGAAAGCCAUAGAAUACUGUGUUAUUUUCACGUACACAGCUCUUAGACGUAAGAUAUACAAAAUACUUGUACUUUACACGUUGGUUGUCUUAGUGUUUCUCAUCUGACAGCCUAGUAAAAGGAGUCAGGCCAAACACAGGACACCAAGGCCUAACACGACGAAUGAUAAAACUAUUUUUUAACAGUGGAUUUAAAUCAGAAUUUACCACAUUGUAAUCGAACGAUUGAAAAACUGUUCAUGGAAACGAACGCGAAUUUUCUGUAAUUAGAAUCAAAACAGUUUUAGCUGUUCUUUCGUUUUAUUUAUUUAUGAUUUAAUUUAUUUAUUUAUCUGUAAAAAUGUGUCUUGAAUAUUUAAGAUUCACAAACGCUGAUUUUGUUAGAUGCACCCUAAAUUUACAGGUGCACACACAAAAUCGGCGAAAUAUUAAUUCGGAUAAUACCAAUUUUAAAACAUGAUAAAUGUGGUUUAACGUGCUCGAAAAACAACACCAAGAGCCAAAAUGUGUUAAGAUUGUCAAGACAAUUUCGUAUUUAAAGUUGUUUGUAUGCAUUAUCACCUAUUAUUGUGUUCAAUUACAUGUUCUAUGAAUCCAAAAACAUGUCUCCCAUGAGAAUAUUUUCCAUGUAAUAUAUAUUGUGUCCCUGUCCUUAUUCAAAUAACAAUUUAUUCAGCACAUGGGGAGUGUUUUUGUCUUCUUUUUUUUUAAAUGUAGGUUAUGCAAGAUCUUGUCCUUCAUUCCAGAGGAUAACUGGAUUUGGAUAAUGAAUUGGCUUCCCUGAAGAUUGCUGCUUUUUUAUCUCACCAUAGGUUUUUGUUUUUCCCCUAUUGGGCAUUUUUAAAAAAAAGUUCCAGUCUACCCCCCCCUUUUAAAUUUUCCAUCCGGCUUCAGGAGACGUAGAAGAUAUCCCUCCUUUUUUUUUUUUUUUUCAACAUCUCCAAGAUAUCCAGUCCCAUCUUUGCCCUUGGCUUUUCUUUUUGACAACAUCUAGCUUGAGGAUUUUUUUAAACUCCCCCAAACCCCCUCGCCACUCAAUUAUCAACAAUAUUGGAGGAGAAAAAAAAAAAAAAAACGGACGUUUUCCACCAUCUGCCAAUUUUAACACAGCAGUCUGAUGGGAACAGGUCUCUAAGAGAGGCAAAAGUUGCCCCCUCUCCCCCUGUUCAGUCUUUACUCAUCAGUCAAGUAUUCCUUCAGGAUCCACACAGUGCGGAGCGACCCUUCAAGAAGCGCUUGAGAUCACCAGGGAAGGUCUCAGCCACUGCAGGGAGAUUCCCGUGGACCCUGUCGCAGGCAUCCGGAACGAGAUCCCAGCAUCACUGAAGAGCUCCUGACCUGGAAGAGUACAAACUUGUGCCAGAAUGACCAUGCAAGGAGAUGACUGCUACUUCUUCUACUAUUCCACCUGUACUAAGGGUGACAACUGUCCUUUUCGACACUGCGAAGCUGCCAUGGGUAGCGAGACGGUGUGCAACCUGUGGCAGGAGCAGAGGUGCUUCCGUAACAUCUGCAAGUUUCGCCAUAUGGAAAUAAAGAAAAACCGCAAAGAAAUUGCAUGCUAUUGGGAGAACCAGCCAGCUGGUUGCCAGAAACCUCACUGUGCUUUUCAUCAUGAGAAGCCACGUAUUAUUGAUGGAAAUUAUUUUGCCCCAGACAAAGGGCAAGCAGUGCGAAAGGAGAAAGAAGAGAUCCCACAUGAGGACCAAGUCAACCAAAUCCCUGCGCCCACUGCAAACCCCACUAAUCCACAGCUUAGAGGGGUCAUUAGAACUGAGACCCAGGAGAAUGUCCCCAGCCCUACCCAUCCACCAGUGGUCAUCAACCCUGUGGAUGAUGAUGAUGAGGAUGAUCAGUUCUCAGAGGAAGGAGAUGAAUCUCUUGGAGGCUCACCCCGGAAACUGAUCACAAGUAAAAAUGAUCCGAUGAACUUUGGUAUCCAGACACUGGAGGAGAUCAGAUUGAGGAAAGCACUUAUGGCCAAUCUAAAGAGAUCUGGGCAGUCCACCAUGCAGAGCUCUGACCAAAAUAAUGCAACUGCUAUUGAAAAGGAAAACAUCCAGUCUCUCUCCCAUCUGGAAGUUAAUAAUGCCAGGAACGAUUUGUCUAGUAAUGAAAUUGGAAAAAGAAAAAUUACAGACAGACUUGGGAAAAGAAUUUUGAAAAGAGAUGGUCCUGUGGAAGAAGAGUUACCUUUGAAGCGAAGCCUUGCUGAACGUCUUGGUGCAACUGUUGAAUCCUCCACAGACGUGCUACCACAGAAAGCUCAGAAACCAGUGCGAGAAAGACUUGGAUUGAGCGCCGACAUGCCUAGCACCAACAGUGAGCCAAAAUCAUCCAGAGACAUACGUAUAAAAACCCUUGAGGAGAUUCGGCAAGAGAAGGCAGCCAGAAACCUCAAUGCAAGUAAAGUUGUGUGUGUUGUGAAAGAAGCAUCGAAGAAGGAGCCGAGCCCUCCUAAGAAAAGUGUCAAACAUGCUGGCGGACCACCAGUUAAGACUUUUUCUGAAAUCCUUCACGAAAAGAAAAAAAUGCAGGAGAAAAAAGUCCAGGAAGUGAACACAACUGUCAAAAGUCCAGAGGGGAGUGAAGGACCUUCCUCUGCAGGAGCUGCAGUCAAGGCCCCUGUGGAAGCUGGGGAGGUACGUGUUAAAACCCUGGAGGAAAUACGCAGAGAGAAGGCAGCAAGGAUGCAAGCACAACUUCAAGAGAGUGCAGAUGACAAGACCCCAACCUCUAGUGAAGCAGAGUCAAGUGGACCUCCAAAGAGGCGCAUUCUGCGUAUUAAUAAAAGCUCACCAGCAAACAUUGUAGAUCAGGCAAAACCAGACACGUCUGAAAAGAAACUGGAACCUGCUACAGAGACAAAUGGAAAAGGUGAACCUUCCGGUGAGACUGUUAAAGUGAAGACGUUUGAGGAGAUCAUGCGAGAAAAGAGACUCCGCAAGCUGCAGGAGGAGCAAGUCACCUCCACCAACCAGAAAGACGCAGCACCUGCUGCCUCACCGCCAGCAUCUGAAUCCUCUGCCCAGCCUCAGACCACAGUGAGACAGAGGAUCGCCCUCAAACCCAAGACCUCUCCGCUCCCUGCUGCUGUAGUGCCCCAGAAAAGCUCCCCCGAGCCGUCCAGAGAAAGUACUCCAUCGUCGAACACACCAAAGCCCUCGACCUCUCCCGUGAUUCCUGUUCAGCUAGCCGAAGGAACCAUUCAAACGGUGGAGACCAAGGUGAAGCCCAAGGUGAAUGUAAAGCCAUCAGUAAUGAAGCCGGCCGCCCAGUCCACCCAAAAGAGGAGAGCUGCAAAAGUUCACUCUGCUGUUGCUGAAGUGAAACCUCUUAAUGCUGCCUGUCACACACCUUCCUCGCUGGUUAUUCCUAACAAGCGCCUUAAGGUGGCGUCACCAACCUCUCUGACAGAUGUUCAGUCCGACACUCAGCAGGUGCCCUCCAACACCGAGGACAUUCAAAUGGUGCCUACGAGCUGCCUUGAGCCUGCCAGCACUACAUCAGCUGAGACUGUUGCAGUCCCCCAAAGCCCUGUGAUCAGAACACCCAGUGUGCAGCGCUCUCGCCGGUCCAGCACCACUUCUGGUCGUGCUCCUGCUGUUACCAGUUCAUCGAUGGAUGACUUUGAAGACCUGUUAGAUGAAUUUACUGAUGAUCGGCUUGAGGAUGACUUGGAAUUGGAUUCGGGCAAGGGAGAAGACGACCUUCUUUUAGAACUCUCAGAGAUGAUUGACAGUUAAAAAUGAGCGACGUCACCCCUUUACUUACUAACCACUGCCACUAUGAAUUUAAAAAGACUGUGACAUAAUUCAACCCACAGCAUUUUAAAUUAAGAUUACUUUUAUUUUCAAACUCUAAGAUCUGUUUUAUUGUUCCUUUUAGAUUUUUCUUGUCAAUGUAAAUAUUUCUUCAUCAUCAAAUAGUGCUUUAGUCUCAUUGUUUUCUUAAGUUGACUUCUUAAAGCUGUCAAAAGGAAAAAAAAACUUAGUUGUUGCAGGUAUGAACAAGCCAUCAUGAGCCUCAGGUAUUAUGAUUGUGUUGGAAGUCAUUGUUAUAGCACUCAGUCAUCAUGAGUUACAGAGACAGGAAGUUUUCAGUUGUGUACUGUGUAUGCUGAAAAAUUUUUUAUUUGAGAGGCACAGCAAGGCCACACCUUUCUUAGUGUUCAUUACGAGUCAUGUAUUAGUUAUUAAAUGUUCUUUGGCUGUCAUUAUCAACAUUAUUUUAACAGGUGCUCUCCCUCACCUUUAAUUUGAUAUUGAAAAAACAUUUUAUGAUCCUAUUGUUUAAUGAUCUGACAGAGAGCUGAGGUCAUGGAUAUUUUCCCCCCUCUUUCAUUUGUGCGAAAGCAAUUGUAUUAUAAAUGGUAUGCUACAUGAAAUUUCCUUGUGGACCAUCUACGUUUCAUUUUGUGAAAUGAAUAUCAAAUUAUUUUAGCAGUUAAGUUCAAUCUCAGACUUAUGAAUGCAACACGUAAACAUGACAAAGCUGUGUUCUCAGGGAAAAUCCUUAAGCUUUGCUAAUCUUUGCUUGCUUGUAGAUUUUUUUCUUUGUAAAUGUCUUGGCUAUGUCCUCUCUCUUUGGUUUUAUUCACCUUAGUUUACUAACAUCAUGCAUUAAGGGACUGGGAUGUAAAAAUAAUGUAAUCUGUUGUGUCUGUCCUUCACCUGAGCUGCACCUCUUCAAAAAUGUCUUUGUAAAUAAAAUGUCUUUAUGAAAGAUUUA
Messenger RNA from Ctenopharyngodon idella (grass carp), 4971 nucleotides. It is a transcript of the gene zc3h11a, whose product is annotated as zinc finger CCCH-type containing 11A. Gene Ontology annotation, molecular function: metal ion binding. The record is from RefSeq and is a predicted model, not a curated record. The transcript has 16 exons. The coding region runs from base 1605 to 3986 and encodes 793 amino acids. NCBI's taxonomy places the organism in Eukaryota, Metazoa, Chordata, Actinopteri, Cypriniformes, Xenocyprididae.